UGUGUAGCCCUGAAAGAGGAGGUGCUUUGUUUCAAGUCAGAUAGUUCCACACUCACACACAUUCCAGCCAUUAUGAGACUAACUCAGUCCACAGAGACAAUGCACAUUUCAGUGAUUUGAGAGUACGGCACGCAAAACCGUAGAGCUAUAGGAUUGCUAUGGAACUGACUCCAUUCGUCUUCAAUCCGAAGGAAGGAGUCGACAAUCCAGCCAUGGUCAUUUCUGAAGAUGUGGAGAAGAUUAGUGGCCCCGUGCCCCAUUUGUGUGUGCUGAAAAGAGAAGAAGGAGAGAAUUUCGGCUUCCAUCUACGCUUGGAGAAAGGACUACCAGGUCAUGUGAUCAGGCAGGUAGAAUUAUUAGGAGUGGCUGAGAAGAGUGGACUCAGGGAUGGGGAUCGACUUCUAGAGGUCAAUGAAAAGUUUGUGGACGACGUUGAUCAUACAGAGGUUGCCCGCAUGAUCCGGGUGACUGGGCCUCAGCUGUGCCUUCUGUUGCUGAGCAGUGAUGAAUACGAGCAGGCCGUGGCUCAGGGCUGGAACCUGAAGGAAUUGUGCAAAGCUCAGCGUGGUGAGGAGUGGAAUCCACCUCGGCUCUGCCACGUCGUCAGAAAUCCUGCGAGCGGCCUAGGCUUUAGUAUCCAUCCUGUGGAGGGUGAGAAAGGAAAGCUCUCUAUAAAUCCAAUAACAGGAGGCCCUGCUGAGAAAGCAGGACUGAGAAAAGGAGACCGUCUCCUUUGGAUUAAUGGCGCCAUGGCUUGUGAACUUACCCAUUCUGCUAUUAACAAGAUGGUGAAGAAAUGCAGUGAUCACAUGACUGUGCUGGUGAUCGACAGCAGGAGCGAGAAGAGCUACAUCCGUAGAAACAUGACUAUUCUGCCGGCUAUGGCUGAAGCUCAGAGCAUGCCAUACAAACCCAAAAGAGUAUAUCUGAAACAGGGGCCAGAUGGCUAUGGCUUCCUGCUUAGGUAUGAAAAGAUGUCAACAGGACGCACAGUUCAUAUGGUGCGGGAGGUGGAUGCUGGCAGUCCUGCAGAAGAGGCAGAUGUUAAGGAUGGAGAGAUUGUGGUGGAGGUGAACGGAGAAUCUGUUGAACAUUUGUCUCAUGACGAAGUUGUCAGCAAAGUCAGAGACAGUGGAAAUCAAGUCAGUUUCACCACCAUGACCCUAGAAAGCCUAGAUUUCUACACGAAGCUGGGUCUUUCUCCCCUGCUGUUCUGUGAAGAUCAUUCUUCUGGGAAGGAGCAGCAGGAAAAGUCGACUCCACAGGAACAGAGUAUAGCGGCUCUGAAGCUGUUAGAAUCCUCGGCUGAAGCCCAGGAAGAGCUGGAAAUAGAGUCCAAACCAAGACUAUGUGUGCUACAGAGAAGUUCUGUGGGAUUCGGCUUCCAUUUGGGUUGGGUCCAACAGAAACCUGGCACAUUUAUCAACCGGGUGGCACCCGGAGGUCCAGGAGAAAGUUCUGGCCUCAAGGAGGGUGACAUCCUGGUGGAGGUGAACGGACAGAACGUAGAGGAGGAGUGUUUAGAAGACGUGAUUUUCCUCAUGAAGAAAGGAGGCAGCUCUCUGUCCUUGCUAGUGAUGGACAGAUCAGGUUAUGAAUGGACGAAAAAGAAUGGAAAGGCCAUCACUGUUGAAAAUGUAGCUGCAAAGGAGGUACAGGAUUGCGAGAGCUCAUCUCCCAUACAGCAGUCAAAUCUCAGCGAGUAGCACAAGUUCCUUCCUGAGGAUUUGAGGGAAUCAAUUCAGAUCCAUGGAACAACAAUGCUGGGAAACGUGUAACAUUGUGGAAGUUUGGAUGACUGUGAUUCCUUUCAAUAAAACUUGCCACUUUUUGUCA
Tachysurus fulvidraco (yellow catfish) is the source of this 1836-nucleotide messenger RNA. RefSeq names its product PDZ domain containing 3b (gene nherf4b). Gene Ontology annotation, biological process: protein localization to plasma membrane. Gene Ontology annotation, cellular component: apical plasma membrane. Gene Ontology annotation, molecular function: signaling receptor binding; protein-membrane adaptor activity. NCBI's taxonomy places the organism in Eukaryota, Metazoa, Chordata, Actinopteri, Siluriformes, Bagridae. The transcript has 12 exons. The record is from RefSeq and is a predicted model, not a curated record. Bases 159 to 1706 code for a protein of 515 amino acids.